AUGCGACGCAAGGCGGCGGCGGCGGCGCUGGUGAAGAUGGCGGGGGCGAGGAAGCGGGUGAAGUUGGGCGAGUUGCGCGCCGUUGAAGAGGAGCGCGUCGAACAGGUAUUGUGUCUUGGGCGUGUCCCUCUGUGUAUGUGUGUGUGUAUGUGUGUGUGUGUGUAUGUGUAUGUGUGUGUAUGUGUGUGUAUGUAUGGCGUCACACUUUGUCAUCACUUGUUUGUGUAA
This is a messenger RNA of Gongylonema pulchrum, 228 nucleotides long. The record is from the annotation of a GenBank genome assembly. NCBI's taxonomy places the organism in Eukaryota, Metazoa, Nematoda, Chromadorea, Rhabditida, Gongylonematidae.